CGCAUUCCACCAUGGCUUCCAAGAAGCAGCAGCAGGAAAUGGUGCAGGUCGACCGCUCCUCCUCUGCCUCUCCCUUCUGGCGGACGGCCUCCAACAGCGCCACCUCGCCCCCGGGCAAGAAGGUCAUUGGCGCAUCCUACUCGCACGCCGAUAUCCUCAACUUCAGUUCGCUGAGCGUCUCUGCGUCGACGGCGCGACCUCGCACCCCGCCCUCGGCCACGCACAGUCGCGAGUCGAGCAUCGCGCCAGGCCGGUCCAGCAAGACAACAUCGCCCCGCCCUGCGCGCCCAACAUACGGCCACUUCCUCAAUGACACACAUCAAGACUGGAAUUAUGGCGACGACCACGACGACACCGACAACAUGUUCGAAGACGACGAGGACGAGUUUGGGCUCCCGAGCAUUGCAAACAUGCGAAGAAAGGGCCGUCGGAAACAGCCUCCGAAGUCCAAGGAUUCGGUCAGCACGGUGAACAGGGACAGUCUGGGCUCGACCGCAUGGCGCGCCAUAGACAGUGGCGACAUAGCCGAAGAGCGCGGCAUACCCAACUACCCAACUGCCAACAAGACAGAAGGCAAGAUACUACGACCUCAAUACCAGGAAAUCCUACGAGACCCCGCAAACUCGCUGCACCUCAUAUCUCACCCCACCAUAGAUGCGAAUGCUUCGGCAAAGCAGAUCGAGGAGCACUCGGCUCGAACCACCCGAAUCAACAAGUUCAAACGGAUACUCCAGGCCAGCACCAUAUCUCUUUCCGAUUUGCGUGAUUCAGCAUGGUCAGGUGUACCGUCUGAGGUGCGAGCCAUGGCAUGGCAGUUGCUAUUAGGCUAUCUACCCACCAGCAGCGAAAGAAGGGUCGCAACACUGGAGCGCAAACGGAAGGAGUACCUCGAGGGUGUAAGACAGGCUUUUGAUCGAGGAACCUCUGGUAGCACUGGCGCAGUCGCGUCUGGCAUCGCUGGCGGUGCGGCAUAUCCUGCAGCCAAUCGAGGGCGGGGGCGUGGGCUGGAUGAAGCGAUAUGGCAUCAGAUCAGCAUCGAUGUGCCUCGGACAAACCCGCACCUGGAGCUCUACAGCUAUGAAGCAACACAACGGUCGCUCGAGCGCAUUCUCUACGUUUGGGCCAUACGGCACCCUGCCUCAGGCUACGUGCAAGGCAUCAAUGACUUGGUAACCCCAUUCUGGCAGGUCUUCCUUGGCGCCUACAUUUCAGAUCCUGACAUAGAAUUCGGCAUGGAUCCGGGACAGCUGCCCAAGCAAGUGCUGGACGCUGUGGAAGCUGACUCAUUCUGGUGCUUGACCAAGUUGCUUGAUGGUAUACAGGACAAUUAUAUUGCCCACCAGCCGGGCAUCCAGAGGCAGGUAUCAAGCCUAAGGGAUCUCACUACACGCAUCGACGAUGGACUGGCGAAACAUCUUCAGAACGAGGGUGUCGAGUUCAUACAGUUCAGUUUCCGGUGGAUGAAUUGCCUUUUGAUGCGUGAGAUAUCCGUAAAGAACACAAUACGAAUGUGGGAUACCUAUCUGGCCGAGGAAGAUGGUUUUUCGUCGUUUCAUCUCUAUGUCUGCGCUGCCUUCCUCGUAAAAUGGUCGGAUCAGCUUCGCAAGAUGGACUUUCAGGAGAUCAUGAUGUUUUUGCAAUCACUACCCACUCGGCAGUGGACCGAGAAAGACAUUGAGUUGUUGUUGAGCGAAGCUUUCAUAUGGCAAAGCUUGUUCAAGGGUAGCGGCGCCCACUUGAAGAACACUGGCUCCAAAGAGAUUGGUGUGGGGAUGGGUCCCGACUUCUGAGAGAGCGCUGAUGUUGUACGUUGACUAGACGCACGCCAACCAUGUCAAAGGCGCGGGGCUGUAGCAAUCCAUGUGUGGGUGUCGCAAAUGUUGUUCCCAUGACUGCCACAAGCAACGCUAACUCGCGAUGCUUGGCGUCCGUUUUUCCGAUUUCGACGCCAUCGCCGAGCAGCAUGUAUCAUUAUCGCACUGCACCAGUACUUAUCGGUUCAGAUACCGAGGUCAACAACGAUGGUUAGGAGCUACCCCGCCCUCUGCCCCACUACGC
Exserohilum turcica Et28A is the source of this 2058-nucleotide messenger RNA. RefSeq lists its product as uncharacterized. Gene Ontology annotation, molecular function: GTPase activator activity. Gene Ontology annotation, biological process: activation of GTPase activity. The record is from RefSeq and is a predicted model, not a curated record. The transcript is spliced from 6 exons. NCBI's taxonomy places the organism in Eukaryota, Fungi, Ascomycota, Dothideomycetes, Pleosporales, Pleosporaceae. Gene Ontology annotation, cellular component: Golgi apparatus. The coding region runs from base 12 to 1790 and encodes 592 amino acids.